UUAUUGGAAGCAAGAAGGAAAAAGUGGUCUUACAAAACCCCUCAAAUCCCUCGCCCAAAUUCAUUCUCGAAGUCAAUCGGCAAAAUCUAGAGCCUAAUUCAAUUUCACGGCGAAGAUUUUCAGGCACUAAACUUAUCGAAAUCCCUAUUUAUCGGUUGUCGGAUCGAUUCAAUUUUGAUGUAUCAUCAAGACACCGAUUGGGCGAUCGACGCCGCGGCGGCGGUAGCGGCGGAGUCUACGUGGUCGAGAUAUGAAGACAAGUUGUUUGAGGAUGCUUUGGUGAUGUAUCCGGACGACGUCGUUGGACGGUGGCAGAAGAUCGCUGAUGCCGUUCCAGGUAAGACGGCGGAGCAGGUGAGAGCUCACUACGAGGUGUUGGUCCACGAUUUGCUUCAGAUUGAUUCCGGUCAAGUUGAGUUACCGAGUUAUGCUGACGACGAUGGUGACGAGUCGUUUCUGAGUUGGGAUCCUGAGUUGCGAGCGAGUCAGAUCUCGUUUGGAAUGGGGAAAGGAUCUAAACAUGGUGAUGGUGAAAGGAAGAAGGGGACUCCAUGGACGGAAGAAGAACAUAGGUUAUUUCUGAUCGGAUUGCAAAGGUACGGCAAGGGCGAUUGGCGGAGCAUUUCGAGAAACGUGGUGGUUUCAAGGACGCCGACGCAAGUCGCCAGUCACGCCCAAAAGUAUUUCCUCCGGCAGAAUUCGAUGAAGAAAGAGAGGAAGAGAUCAAGCAUCCAUGACAUCACCACCACGGCGGAGACCAUGGCGGUGCCGCCACCUCCACCUACCAAUUUCCACGGAGGAGCAACACCACCACUGGGGUAUGAACGUCAACAAAAUUUUGGGUACCCUAUGUAGACUAUAAAAUUACAAAAUUGCCCCUAGAUUUCUGUGUGUAUAUAUAUAAAUAUCUUUAUAGAUUAUAGAAUUAGGAAAAAAAAUUACCCACCCACCAUAAUUUGUAUAGUUUUUGUUUUCUUUUGAAGAUAUAUGAUAAGAGGCUUACUUUUAAGGGUUUGCGUUUUCAAA
Cynara cardunculus var. scolymus (artichoke) is the source of this 1026-nucleotide messenger RNA. RefSeq names its product transcription factor SRM1-like. Gene Ontology annotation, molecular function: DNA binding. The coding region runs from base 178 to 855 and encodes 225 amino acids. The transcript has 2 exons. Lineage: Eukaryota; Viridiplantae; Streptophyta; Magnoliopsida; Asterales; Asteraceae. The record is from RefSeq and is a predicted model, not a curated record.